Molecule: messenger RNA, 17739 nt
Organism: Amoebophrya sp. A25
Lineage: Eukaryota; Dinophyceae; Syndiniales; Amoebophryaceae
Source: the annotation of a GenBank genome assembly
AGAUUUAAGAAAAUUCCCUGUUUUGAUGCAGACACGCCCACACUGUUUCAACACCUGCUCACACACGGACAUAGUCCGCUAAGAAAAUGAACCACGUAGAUCACCUCCACCCAACACGAUGAAGAUUUUUACAAUGAUUGAGUUUUUGUAUGAACUCACACAAACUUUUUUUCGUUACGUCAUCGUAACUCAUUCAAGCUCGUCAAGAUUGCCUUUCGAAAUCGCGAAAAUCGGAAUUUUUUUUUGAUAACAAGGAAUCAGUCACUCAGAGAACAACACGUCAACUCCAUUGAGAAAAAGAUGAGCUGUAAUAUACCGUCUCGCUUUCGUGCUCGGCUUUUUUUAAGGAAAAUGAAUCAUAUCAUCGCCAACAGUCCGCCGGACUUCUUUUUUCGGUGACUCGUCUCGUUGGAGUGCUGAGCUUUUUUUUUUCGACUUCAGAUAGACAUAAAGGUUCUUUUUCAGCUCUCGACACAGAAAUGCUUGAUGUAAGAGUAAAGAUCUCGAAUCCGCUCUAAAAAUCAUCGAUUAAGAUCUCCAGAAAUGUGUCGAUCAUCGAACGCGUCGAUCGCGUUGAAGAUCAUUGCACAAAAAGAUCUAGAAAAAAAUCGUACCUCUUCGUCGGCAUUCUGCAAGCUCCUGUCCAACAACGUAGUUGUAGAAAUCAAUGAAUCGAAAUUUGAUUGAUGCUUCACCAGCAGACUACUGAUGCUGGCAACAUGAUCAAUGAAGCUCCUUCAAAUGCAAAAUUUAGAUCAGGAAUAAAGUCGUGGGGCGGAAUAUUACGAACGGAGAUUUAAAUCAAUGAUACCAAUUUUCUGAUCACAUCCUUAAUAUCCUGAUGACAUCCUUAAUAUCCUUUAGAAGUGAAGACCCUUGAAGUAAACGUACUUCGUUGAUGAGUCAUGCUGAUAGUGGUGACUUUCUCUAAAAUAUAUCUCUCUUUUGGCUCAAGGCCUUGUCCUUGUUGCCUGUUUCUCACUCACAGAGAGACCCAACCGUCAGAAAGAAAGUAGAAAUGAAUAAAUGCAAACGAAAAUGAAAAACGGAAAUGGCUGAAUUAUCAAGUUCCUUCAAUCAUCGUAGGGUGUUCCCCAGACGGUUGGGUCUAAAAUGGGGCUGGAAUGAGUAGAACUGUUCUAGUCCACAAGGCCAACAGCCUGAUGAAGAAAUCUGGAUGAAAUGGAGCUUAAAAAGAGGCCGAAAAUGACAAAAGGAAGGAACCAAAGACGACAAACAAAAUUGAAUACCAGUCUUCUCACAACACGUUCGACAACUAAUUGAAUACAAACCUAAGAUAGAAUGCAAAAUGGCUAGUCCGGAAUGCUAAUUGCUUCGCAAGCAAAUCGAAUCGAAAUACAAAGAAGGGAAGCGGAACACAGCACCACACGUCGCCAAUUUCAAGUGAUCCUUAGCUCACCGGCCGAAAAAAGCAGAACUCGAAAGAGACCUAGAAGAACAAAAUAUAGUAGUAGAAGCAUUUGAAUACGGAACUACGACAACCAACGACAAUCAUCCUCUUCAUCGACAUCUCCCAGGAAAGAUUUAUAAGCACAGCGAAAGUGUCAAAAGUCAACCAACAACAUCUAGUGCAUACAAGUUAUAGCCCAUAAGUUUCAAACAUCCCAUCAAGAAUCACUCUACGUGGACAACCGAGUCAACCAAAUCCUCCAUUACCAGACCGGUCACAACUAAGAAGAUAUCUCCCCACGUCACGAUUACCCGACCCAUCGCACGAUAUUGGGCCAAGCCCACUACAAGAUCUAUAGAGCUGGAAGAAGUGACUCGAAACAUCUAAGCAUCCUACGGCGAUCCAGAUCCGAUCCACCAAAAUGCCGCCCAAAAGCAAAUCCUCAAGCGGCAAUCCGGUGCGCAAAGAAGGUGAGCAGGAGGGAGCACCGAAAUCUCAAAAGUCGUUGAGACCCGGGAAACCUGAGGAGAGGACGAGCAAGGACAACAAAAAUGAGCAAAAAAAGAAGAAGAAAAAGCUGUCCAAGGAUGUGAAAGAGGAGGAUAUCGAGAUGAAAGAAGUGUCAGAGGAACAACAACAGCCAUCUUCCUCAGCAUCCUGUUCCAGACGGAUUACAAUGCAUCAUGACGCAACCAGUGAAAAAGCAGAUCCUACCACAACACUCGCUCCAGGACCGAAUGGUGAGAAGGAGAGGCUAUUAAACGACGAUGACGACAGCAGAGACUUCUUGUCGGACAUGGACAUGCGACUAAUAGGGCACGGAAAAGGUCCGACUCAUACGCAACACGCGUCAUCUUCAACUGAACUACCGCAGAUGAGCUCAAGCCUGAGCCUUGCACCAUCCAAAUUCACACGAGAUCCGAACACAGGAAUGGUAGUUCUCACAAGCAGGCGGCAGCGCACGGCAGGACAAGGAGGAAAGAGUGGUCUAAUGAUGAUCGACGAAUCGGAUGCAGCCUCCAGCAAAGGAUCCCUCGCCACAUACCCAUCGUCGGCACUUGGAGGUGAAGCAGAUGAAGAGGAGGGUGGAAUCCCCGUGAUGGAACUAGGGGAACCAUACAUCUCCGCGUCCAUCGAUCCAUCAGAAGAAUUCCCCUGGGAACAGUGGCCAGGGGACAAAAGGCAAUUGUCCAAAGCGCUUACUCGAGCAGAAGUAUGGGAUGAAGAAGCAGGAGGACCACGAUGGGGCACUGACAAAGCGGAAAGAUGGUGUCUCCCACCGGGAUGGUACAAGGUGUCGUGCUGCCAUGUCAACCCAAAAGGAACAUCAUACAGCAUGGAAGUCCGCGAAACAGCAGAUCCCUCAUGGUGGGCUGGAGUCUCCGACGAGGAGUACAAGAACGCCAGAUUCAAUAUUUACAGUGACGAUGUCGAUUACAAGAUCAAAAAGCAUGAGACGUUCACAGCCACCGCGAUUUGGCAAUGGCGAAACAGCGCAAAGAGCGGAGCCCGAUAUGUCCUCACGGUGGGUAAAUUCCGCCCGUUAAUCGAUCCAUCACGAUGGUGUAUGAAUGCGAAAACCACGAUCAAGCCCCCCCCGCAAAGUACGGCACAAUCACAGGGCUUAACGAUGGAGUUCGUGCAGACGAUGAUAGAUAAAUCCCACAACCAGCUGAAGACCGAGCUUGGAUCGGAGAUCGAUGCUAUAAAAAAUGACCAAAGAAAGCAGAAAAAGCAGAUCAAGAAACUAUCCGCAGUUGGAAAACAAACGUUAUCAGCAAUCGGCCAAUUACUAAGCAUCCACGGAACGGAGAUGGCGCCCAUCUUGGAUGCGUCCGACUCUGAUUCAUCAUCCGACGGCGGGGACGUGGAGAAGAAGAGAAUUCGAGAGGACAUGCAGAGCGCAAGAAAUCGCGUGGCAAUUGAAGAUCGACAACACGACGAAGAGGAUGAACAGCCAUUGUACUAUGCAGGCGGAAAGGCAGAGAAGGAGCAACCACUGCCCAUACCCGGAAAAACAAGAAAGAAUGUCACACCCGGUGAGAAGCUAAUGCAUGGAGGUAAGAGGACCCAAUCUGCAAAUAGAAGGCGAAAAGGGACCGGCCCAGCCUCAUCCUCAUCGCUGGCCGAUAGCCCAAGGAGACGCAGUAGGCACAACUCACCGCCACCAAGGCAAAUUUUACAGGAUGCUUCCAAAGCACACCCAGCAGCGUUCCUGCAAUGGGAGAGUCCGAAUAUGCAAAAAAGCGAACAUAAAAUCGAACAUGUGGUGAAGAUCGCAAAGGAAAGUGCAAUCCGAGCGCACGAAGGGAUAGAGGAUGCUUUCCUUGAUGGAGUAAUUCCACCACAGCCCACGAUUCUCAAUUUCGACGACCCAGAAAAAGGCGACAACGACGCAGAAAAAAACAGGAUAUCGGCGCAGCUGCGAUACGAAAGGAUGGAUCGAUAUAGGCAGGGAUUGCUCACCAACAUCUUGUUGGGAGUUAAAAGUGGAGACUCGCUCCACGCAGUUCGUAUUGACAAAAUCACGGAAGCAGUAUCGGUUCAAGCAGCUGACAUGAUCAACCAAUGUUAUCCUACCGACUACCAAGUAGCAGCGCUGUCGUUUAAGAUCAGGAACGACGCAAUCAGCAACAGAUCCGGGAUGCCGAAAACUGAAUACGAUCACCAGACGGCGGAUCUCGAAUUCUGGUGUGAUGGAUAUUGGAAUCAUACAAGCAAGCUGAAGGUGGAGAUAGACAAGGUACUGCAGAGAGCUGGACCUCUACAUCGGCUAUCCAAAAGUCAGGAAGCGGAACUAUCUCCGGAACAACGGGAUCGACGUAGAGGAAAGAUCAACCUGCGGAUCAAGGACUAUGAGACUCUGAAAAGCAAUAUCGUCCUUCCUCCUCGUCGCUACAUUUUCAAGGGCCAUAGCGAGGUGAGCACAUUCCUGGAUGAAGAAAUCAAUUGCGUAUUUGUGCCUCCAUCUAAGGAACAGGUAAAACACAUUCACAGCCUGCUACUACUUAUUGACGAGUGGAAAAAGGAAUCCUUCAAAAAUAAUCCAGCCGUAGAUCCAGGAUUCCGGGCAUCCAGCCUCUACAUGAGUAUGGAUGAACAAGCAAGGAUGGCAGCCAUACAGCAGGAGACGUCCAGCACACGAGCCGACCAGGACCCAGCUGCAGAAGCACAGCCCUUAUUUCCAGACGUGACAAAAGCAAACUCGAUGGUAGUGAAGGACGAAUCACAGCAGCAAGAGCGCAACGUGCAAAUUCGAGAAAAGACGAAAAACGAAGGCGAGAGCCACGCUCUCAAUUCGACAGCCGUAGAGCGUCAAAUUAGAAAUGCACAAACUUCAGUGGAACAACUAGGAGGAGUGGAAGCAACAUACGAAGGCAAAGCUGACCCUACACAGGGAGAGGCGAUCCCAGGCACUCGGAGUGGAAGCGCGAUCAACUCGGCCAUCACGGCGAAUCCAGGAGAGAAUAACGGCGUCACAUCACAAAUCAACUCGACAGGUCCCAUCCUCAGCCGCAACUCACUCGCGCAUGGUGACAAGGCUACAAAAAGAGGGAUCUCCAUCCGCUCACCCAAAAAAAUGGGGGCCGGGAGAGAAGAAGAGGAUGAGGAGAAGCAUUUGGCGUCAAAGGACGAUGCAAGAUCGGACGUGAUUUCGCCACUGGUCACGAAAAGAACCAAAACGGUCAAUAAUGUUCUUGGAACGAUAAGUAAAGCCCCGGUGUCAAUCAUUGCUGCAUCUCAUAAGUCGGGCACAGAGAAGGACACGAGCAACGUUGACGAGACGGACCAAAGUCGAGCGGCAGGCUGCACCAUAUCGGCGACAUCAAAUACGAGCACAAAAAUAAUGUCCACAUCUACGACAACGAACAUUCAGGCUCCCGCGCAGAGGUCGGAUGCCACAGUUGUUCCAGCAGAAAAGCCAAGCGAAGAGGCCAAGGACGAUGUAAAGCGAGAUGCGGGGUUAGGCACGAACGAAGCAUUCCCUCAAGCAUCAGCUACUGGUAAGAAACAGCAGGGGGAAACGAAUGCACACCUACGAAGAGAUGCGCGAACAACGGGGAUAAUUGACGCUUCACACCGACAUGCAGAAACCACAGCCGAAUACCUCAAAAACGCCUGGCAGCUCCUCGGCGAGAAGGAUCCACAAAUCGCGUUGUUCAAAAAAAUCGCAGACGAGAAUAAGCGACAAGUCGCCUUAAGACAGCAAUCCAAGACGAAUGCCGCCAGCAGCAUAGCUCCUAAUCAAUUACAGGACAAUCUGGGGAACCUUCACAAUGCCAGAGAAUGGACGGCACAAGAGAUGCAGACAGUCAUUGAUGUGCGAAACAAGAUCGUCCCUGGGGGUCAACUAUCAGCUGCGGCCGACGUGUAUGUCCCCCAUGCAACAUCGGCAUAUAACGAUCUGCUUAGUCUGCCUGGAGAAGACGGCCAGAAUAAUCGAGACCAGAUCACACCCUCACAACAAUACACGCCGGAGGAAAUGCAGGAGUGGUUGAGACAAAUCAACGCCCAGCAAGCAGCAGAAGAUCAGACUGCAGACUUCCGCAGAAACCAGAAAUACCAAGAUGAAUUUUAUGCCUACAGGGACAGGCUCUACUAUCAGAACCAGCAAGCCAUCGUGCCACAGCAGGAAUCCAUCGUCCCUCUACAUCAAGAAUUCUCUGCUCCGAUCCAGAAUGCUAUGGGCGCACAACUGCACAAUCACCAUUCGCACAUACAAAUGGUAGAAAGAGGUAUACGACCAGACAUUUCGAUACAAGGACAACAAGCUACUACUGCAAGGCAAACAGUUGAAGCCUAUCAGCAAGACCAAUCAAUGGACUUCCUAGGGUAUCCGAUGAACACGUUAGACCAAAGGCAGAAAGGCACAUUCGACAAUGACGGAAGACAAUUCAUGACGCAAGAUCAAGAUCAAGGGCAAGGUCAAGAACAACUUCAACCUCAUCAAUAUGAUCGAGCUAACAAUCUAGUGUUGCAAGAAUCGCUGGCCUCGCACUCUUCUCAACAGCUACAACAUCGGCAAAAAGGUCAGCAAAGGCAGCCAGCUGCACAACGAGCUCAAGCACAAGGCCUCAACAUUGAAGACAGCAGUGGACGGGGGCCGAGACACGCGCACCGACAACAAAAAGGCGAGCAUGCGCAGGGACCACAUCAAGGUAAUAAAAUUCAAUUCUUGCCUCCAAUUGUGCCAAAUAGUCAAGACGAUAUGAGACUGGCAAUCCCUGAGUCCGGACUUAGCUAUUAUGGCUUCUGCAGGAACAUGGAAGAAGAAGAGAAAUACACCAGACUGCAUCACUACGUAUUUUUGGGGCAAGAUCAUCUUAGUGGAUCAGCAGAUCCAAAAGAUCCUCAUAGCAGGACCAAACUUUCCAUCCACCGAUCAACAAAAGAAAGAUUGCCCCACGCAGGGGCAUCGACACGAGCAGAAUUAGAUGGGCAAGGAUCUAGCAACAAUCUCAAUCUCAACACCGUCCCUUUGAUGAUAGUAGAAGGCGGCCAAAUCGGUCACAUCAUAACAUCUAACGGCCCGAACACGGCUCGACCAGAAAAUCACCGGCCUAAUGCGAGCCUUAAUACUCAGAAAGCCACAAGUGAAGAUGUGGGAGAGCGCUCAGAUUGGACACAAUCACCGAAUUGGCUCUCAAAAACGAUUUGGAGCAAACAGAGUAAGAGGAGGAGGACUGGUUGGAGGCGACUAGCAAGAUGUGACUCAACACAAUCAACAACGGCCCAUAGCUCUUCAACAACAUCAACAUCAGGGACUACCAAUAGAUUCUCCUGCCUAAACUCUGGGAACGAGGCAGGGGCGUUAAAUUCGGAAGAACAACAGUCCAAGACCUUCGACAUCAAGUCUGAAUGCAAAUCGUUCAAAUCGCAAAAGAGAAGGAUGAAUGAGAAUAAUAAGGAUGAACCGCUUGAGGCACGCCGUGCUGUCAAAGAAAUCCAAUCUGUUUUUGUAGAAGAGGACCGAAAAAGAGCCAUGUCUCCUACUAAUCGCGACGCUUUCAAACCUACGGCUGACUCUAGGACCUACUCUUCGCACUCAUCUUCCUUGCUAACAGCCUCCAUCGUUAAAAACCACAGGUUCAAAGCCAUAAGACGGAAAGAGGAUGGAGAAGUUAAAGGAGGAGGCGGAGACGCGGUCUUCGAAAUAUGCAAAAGUGUAAUCAAAGCAGGAGACAAAAGCUCGCAGUUCUCGGAAAUCGAGAAACCAAGAGAUGGAAGAAGCGGUCAUCAACCGAAGGAAGCGCACAAGACAAAAAUCAACAACAAGAAGAAAUGGACGAGGAGAAGUUACAAAAUACAUAAUGGUGGUGGAAGGAACUCGAACAACGCUGCAUUUAUCAGGAUGAAGAAAGAUCCUCAUCAACCCAAUGUACGAGAAGAACUGCAGAUGGGAAUAACGAAGUAUGACGUGGACUGCUGGACGUAUACGCAGCAUGAUGAUGAAAAAAAGGGAGAUAAGGAGGAGCAGGAAGAAUCACAGAGUGGCACUAGUUUACUUGCCCAUGCAGAUGUCGGACGUUCAGAACAACAUAGUGUUAGUGUAGAAGAAAAACAAGCAGACUCCCCUGGGAAUAAAAAAGCAAGUGGAAGCGCGAAACAUAGUAGGGACACAUGGAGAGGAGGAGCAAAAUCCAUUCGGACUCCUUACUCGAGCCCAUCAUCUAUCUCGAACGCCAGGUGCAAGAAGAUCGAACAACAAGGAAAUCCCCAAGAAGAAACAAAAAAAGGACAAGAUGAAUGUGCAGCAGCCACGAGAAGACAAGACAAUAAAGGUGAAGAGCUUUCGCGUGGGUACCGCUCGAAGUUGAAGCAAACAGACUGGUCAGAAACGACUAGCCCCCAGGAAGGAGAGGAAGAUGACGCCAAGCAGAUAGCCAACCUACAACGAGGUCGAGUGGAGGGGUCUUACAAGGUGGCGCAGAAGGCAACUCCGACCAAUAAAGAAAGACACGAUGGGAAGCGGUCUCUGGCAACGAACAUUGCAUCGGAAAGAAAGCUUGAAGCUCACAGUGACGAUCUACAGAAACGGGCAGUCGUAGAUGGCGGAGAAGAUACAUCAGUUGAAAGCAGACGCAGGUGGUUGGGCAUAUCAUCAAAAACAAAGGACGACUACUACAUAAGCAGGCUUACCGAGCAAAAUGACAGUGCAUGCACUCAUUCCAAAAUCAAACAUUGUGAAGUCAAUAACUCAAAAACCCUUGGUCAACAAAGUGCAAUGUUAAAACAUCAGCGAGUCAAGCAAGACAUCGAAGAAAUAGCUGCUAAGAAUAUGACUCAGAAGGGAGCCGCAAAAAGCUGUUCUACCAGGGGAACAUCGAAUCGCGGGAGUCCGCUAGUUGAAGUGGGAUGGCCAAACGAAUCCAAAUCAAAGCCUAAGAUCGACAUCUCCCCUAAAUUCGAAGAAAGUCAAAAAGUCCAUAAGCUGAGCGAGGAUCGAUCUGAACAGAACCAGACCGAACCCGAUUCAUCCACCACGUCCUCCAUACACAUACCAAAAUCGUCCAUGCCUCCAAGAGGCAGUUAUCCAGAAAUGACAAUAAGCGAGGGAAGGCCACGCCAAGAAGGAAACGGACAGUCACGAACGAAAGGAGAAGAGCAGAGGUCACAGUGCAGAAGUGGCCAUGACCCACUGUCCGACGGACGCACGGAAGAAGGAGCGCGAGAUGGAGAGAGAAAAGCCCAGACGGCCAUUGAAUUGCAAACCACAUCAAAUCAGACAGAGAAGCCCAAGCCACUCAAAUACAGCACCUCCUGGGCGGGGGCCCCAGGAAAGCUGAAGAUAGCCACACAGAACAUGCGUUCUGCUGGAGUACACACCAAGAAAUUCACGGAAGUGGCCAGGGCAGCGGCAGAAAAGGGAUGGGACGUGGUGCUUCUAUCCGAGUUUGAGACCGGAUAUGGUCAAGGAGUGAACGAAGAGGAAAGGCCUCCUCAAUGGUACCCUGUCACGGAGCAAGAGAGCGACACGCUAAGGGAACAUCAACAACGACAGUGGGGACUAGCUGACCAAUUUCAGGCUAACUUCUUUUCAGCAGAGGACGCGGACGGCGACGCAUCCGGUCUGGAGAAAGAAACGCUCACACGAAUACGGCCCCAUUGGAAGAUUAUGGAAGGAUUCUGUGUAAUGUGGACCAGAGGAGCUGGCAUACUUCUGUUGUCGAAAAGCCUUCGAUCACAAGCACAAGAGCGAUUACGGGGCGACGACACGAUACUCAAAGCAUGGGAUCGCGUAAUAACGCUAUACUUGGACGAAUUGAUACUUACGGCGGCAUACGCCCCCACGUCCUCAAGAUCGAUAGAAGCGUGGAACUCAUUCCUACUGGUUCUCGGUACCACGCUUAUGGAUGCGAGGAAGAGGCGCCUUGAUAAGUGGAAGGAUCAUGUCAUAGGCGGGGACUUCAAUGCACAAGUGGGAGAUGAUACAGCCAGGCCGUCGACAUACUCCCUAGGUGAAUAUGGACCAUCAACAAAUUCCCCACGCGCGGGGAAACUGGUGGAGCUCAUGACAGAGUUCAACUUUGUGCUAGCAAAUUCAUUAUUUGAAGUAGAAGGCGGAGAUGCAGCUCGAGCAACGUUUACCAGGUCAGGAGAGCCCCUAACAGAGAUAGAUCACCUAUGGGUCAAAGGGAGGAUGCGCCCACAUAUCACGGCCAUAAGGCGAACUAUGCUGCGAACAACGGAGCGGCCCCGAUUAGAUCAUAAGGCAGUAGUGGCUGAAACAAGCAUAAGAACCAGAGGGAAACUGAAGGAAGAAGGCAAACAAAAGCGAGAAGCGAGGUGGGUAUAUGACCCCAAUCCCGAUGAGGAGUCACUACAAUGGUUCAACGCAAACAUAAAGAGCAUGGCAGGAUGGCCGCGGCAACCCACACUAGAAGAUAUUCGCGUUCAGAUUCAGGAUAUGAGUGAGCAUUUCCUGGUGCCCCCAACAGAAGCCCCACCAGACGCAGUAACCGAGGAUGAAGAGCCCACGCACAAAACGCUCGCCCAGGUGUGGGACUUUUUCAGGCAGCAGCAGACCACAGCCUCAAAGGCGACGGUUGCCAUCAGCGGCGAACAAGCAAAAAGGAAGUAUGACAGUGUGGGGAAUACUCCGCUACACCCUGAUAGGGAGAGCCUUCCGAUCGAAGACGAGCUCCGGGAGGUGGUUGGGUCGAUGCCAGAGGAGUUGAGGAGUGAAUUGGCGAGGCCAGUAACAGCGGCAGAGAUAAAGGCGUGCCUGGGCACAAUGAUGAAGGCAGGCGCUCGUGACAAACACGGCCAGUGCAUGCAGCUGCUGUGCUACCUGGACGAGGACAGUCUCAAGCUAUUAGCUGAGAUAAUAACGCACGCAACAGCGGAAGAAGGUGCCCUUAGCGCGGAGGCUUUGUCACCCGAGUUCCACGCAUGUAGGGACGUUCCUCUUUACAAAGGGUCCGGCGCUGCAGAUGACGCAGAUAAUUACAGAUUCCUAGUCAUAACGCCAAUAGUGAUGAAACUCAUCGCCCGUUUGUACGGAACAAGGUUGCUGAUGGCAGUAGAGUCCAUGGGGUUGCUCCCCCAAGAGCAAUAUGGGUUUCGCAGGAACCGAGGCACGCUGGGCGCCCUAACGUUGUAUAACAGAAUGCGGGAGGAUGCCAAGAACGCCGCCUCAGGAAGUGAGACCAAACGGCCGCUCAUGUCGAUGGUGGAUCUCCGCAAGGCCUUUCCAAGCCUGGAUUGGAGAUUGGUCACCUCAACACUCCGGGCGCUAGGUCUUCUCGCAGACCCAGUUUGGAGAGUCUUGAGGGCAACGCAUCGCUAUGCCUCCCACUCCUUCGGAGAAUUAACGUUCUGGGUUGAACAUGGCUGCAAAGAGGGAUGUCCGACCUCGCCUACCUUAUUCGUGAUCUGCUACUCCUGUGUGCUCCGGGUGUUAAAGCAGAGAGCUUGCAGAGCAGGCAUCAGCACAGGCGUCACGCUGAUAAGUGCCGAAGGGGGGUGGCGGAUGCCCCGGAGGGAGAGGGCGCAGGCGCUCUUGUUUGCGGCCGACGGAGAUGAGGAGGCUGAGAUCUCCAUGGAACAGGUCUCAGAGACGUUAUUCGCGGACGAUACAACCUUCUAUGAGUUAGUAACGCGAGCUGAGCUAUCAGAGUACGAGCACUCCCAGCAACUUGCAGCAACCCAGGGGGGAACGCCUAAGGAGUCCCCGCUCCUGGAGAUAAAUGCUCACACACUGAGAGACGCCGGAAUGCGCGAAAAUUGCAAGAAGAGGCAAAUAGGAGACAUCACAAGGAUAAGAACACGAAACUUGGGCCAGCAGACUGCGGAAUGUGAUGACAUCAGAAUAAAGGUAGGCAAAGCCUGGAGAGCACACCACGCAAUGAGGAAAAGACUAGCAGGACUAGGAGGAAUAAGUGACAAACGGAAAGGUGAACUCCAGUCAGCGGUUGUUAGAUCUAUACUAUACUACGGCACCCAGACGAGGGCGACCACCGCGCGCGCGCUCCAGGACAUGGCAGCAACCGACCUGCAGACACUAGCAUCCACCCUAGGAGUACCCGCCUGGAAGAGAUGGAAAGGAAUAUGCACAGACGCGCAGCUACUGUACAGAUCGUGGAGGGCUCCAGUAGAGGUAGAGCUUAGAUUUCACAUGGCAACCCACAUUGGUCAUGUACUUCGAUCCAGGACGGAGGAAUCUAUGGAGAAAAGAGCGCUGCAAGAAGUUUUUUUCUUUGAUCUUUGCAGCGAGGCCCAGGGCCGAGAGCAUUUUCUGAUAGACGCCGCAAGAGAUCCACGGAUAUCACCACGUGAGAGGGCAAGUGCCCAGAUGAUGGCGCAAUACAUGAAGCAUAUGGCGGUCACAUGUGGAGUAGGCGAAUCGGAAUUAGCCUCCUUACUUCGAGAAUUAGCCCCAGAGCCAUCCGAUGCGCAGAAACAAGAUUACAUUGAACGAAAGGCAGCCUACUACCACCUCACGCGCUCGGCAUACAUUCGCGACACAGUAGAGCGUUGGGCAAAGGCGGGCGCGGAAGAGGCGGUCUGCUAUGCGGUGUUACAAGCCAAAUACUUCACAAAAUUCGGAAAAGAGUGCAAACUAACAAAGAAGGAGAUACAACAAGGAUGGACGACAGAGAUGGUGAAGGAUGAAGCGGGCAGUGAUCAAUUUAGACUCACACACAACUCCAAGGAUAGACUAACAAGCACAACACUCCCACCGGAUGGAGGCCAGGUUCUUCAACUCGGUGGACUAACCAUACAUUCCGGAAUUGUAGGCCACGGAGGAGCGGAGCUAUAUUCAACAAAGCACCCAAGGAACAGGAGAGAGCUCCGGGAGCCCACAAGAUAUCGACUGCAAUCGCGAACACCAAUAUGGCUUACCUACCUGGUGAUGGGAGAUAAACACUCGGCUCACGUUAAAAGAGGGAUGACGGCGCUGGGUGCACAAGGAACCGCCUGGAAUGAAGACCCAAACAUCACUGUGCAGCAAGGAGAAGGUCCGUCGCAAACGGAGGUUGAAGCACAAAAGUGGACAGCACUAAUACUUCCAGACGCAGACGAGGUCAGCUUUACGCUGGAACCCGGCUCGUCUUGCUUUAUGGUGGCGCCAGCCAUAGGCGUUAGUGCCAAAUGGAUCUGGCGAUCCCGCUCGGUGUUGUCUCAACCACUUUGUCCAAUGUGUAAAGCCGGAUCCAUCUUAUGCUUUUCCUACGAAUGCGGCAAGAAUAGAACCCUUCGUAAGAGCAUCGAAAAAGGAGCCCAUCCGCCGGCGGUCGUUCCUAACGAGCUCGCGGAGAGGAUGCAAGACUUAGCAGACGAGCAACUUAAGGAAAAAGCGGAAAAAGAAGCUCCCAAGGUUUCGAGUGCCAGUAGGGCGUUCCGGUUAGUUCGUAAAGCUGGGCCAAAACGGAAUGGAAGGAGGCAGCAUCCACAGAGGUGGAAAUGCGAACGAUGCAGGCUCACUUAUCACACGACGUAUGGAGCAAUGGAGGACCACGCAAAAGCACACGAAGCUGAUGACUUCAUCAAAAUAGGUGUCAUCAAGGCGAGAGCAAGACGCGAGAUAUUUCCCAUCGGAUCAAUCAGAUGGGAAUACCGACCAGAGCAACAUGCCUACAACCCGAGAACGGGGAAGAGUUUUAUCGGUUCAGAUGCGGCGCUACAAGAAAUUAGAAUCCCCCAAACAUCAUGGAAGAAUGCAAAUAGGGAGCAAAUCGUGUGUAGAAAGUGCAAAAAGUGGGAGCUGGAGUACAACGAACAGAUGACACUAAUGCAAAAGGCGAAAAGAGUGGAGAUCAUGAGAUCCCACGAGAAGAGAUGCAAAAAGAACUAGCCAGUAGUAGUGUCUUCUAAACCCCUGGAGUGGGUACAUUCAUUCAUUCAUUCUCCAGACCAAUAAUAUCGAUUUGACUCCAACCGAACCACCAGGCUGCCUCUAUGAACUGCCACUGCUUUCCUUGAAAUUAAUUUUUUUUUUUGUUCUUUCGCUUUCCUUAUUUCAACGCAAUCAUCAUUCAUCUACUUAUGCCAAUGAAUCAUUCAUCUAUUCCAAUGUCUAGCGCAUUUCCUGUUUAGCAUCAUCAUCUAAGUAAAAGUUUCCUUUGUCUGAGUCAGUAAAGUUGUUGACGUUCUUGUUAGCGCCAGUAUUGUCCUGAUAUCGCAAAAAAGUUGUUGGUGUUCUUUUUAGUGUGUUCUAUGUAUAAGUAAGUAUCGGUACUAUGUAUCUUCAAGUAUUAAGUGAGUCUAGAAUCCUUUGAACCACCAGGGAGAGGUUGCUUCUCCGCUUGGAUCCACCUCGGUCAUGACUGCGUGUUUGUAUUCCUGGUUAUUUAAAUAAUUCUUCUAAGAGGGAGCUCUGAAAAAGGACAUGGCUAGCCUUCAACCAUGAGAGGAAAUGAGGAGGAGAGGCCUAGAAACGAAUCAAGAACGACUGCUGUAGAAGAUGGAAUAAGAUCUGAUGUUGAGGGCCGCCAGAGGAAACAACUUCAAGAAGAAGCAGGAGAAAUAUGUCCGCGGCUAGGUGAAACGUACUACAUCAAAAAUGGCAGCUGCACGACAUGUUCUGCAGCACAUGCUCCUGAAGAAUUACAACUUUGCGUAGUGCUGGGAGAACAGCAGAGCAUCAAGAAUUCUGAUUCUCUUCCGCAGCAACAGCAAGAAGCAGAGCCGCAACAGAAAAAGUCAGAGAAUCCUCAACAACUACAGCCGCAACAGAAAAAGUCAGAGAAUCCUCAAGAACAGCUCCUUGCGCUUGAGGAUUCUAUUUCCGUGGAAGUGACACUGCUGAAUGCUGAGGUGAUUCGCCUCGAGAAUUUGCCUGCCUCUGUCCGUGCUCGCGAUGUUCUGCCUUUUUUAGUGGACAAGAUGAACCAGGAUCAGUUCGUGCCCGUGUCUCUGUGUGCGCUUUUCAACCUGGAAGACAGCUCCUUGAUACCUGAGAACGCGCAGUUGACAGGGGUUUUGCCUUUCUCAGAGCAGUUCAUAGUAGAAUGUGGAGCCUGCAUCGUGACGUUGCCAGAAUACGUUGAUCGGUUUUUCGAAGCAGGUCGUGAGGCAGGUGAUGAAGCAGUUUGUGAAGCAGGUGCAGAACCUCAGAAACUACUUCUUCGGGAAAGCACAUCUCCAAAUCUUGAAGCACAACAUGAUCCACAAGGGCAUCCAAUUCCAGCUCCUUCAUUUACCUCUUCUACCUCUUCAACAACUUCUUCUUCAGAACAAGCGUCUGAUUCCUCCACUACUAGUUCAGAAGAUGAAGAUUCUUCUUCCACUAUUACUAUGAGUCGCAUUGACCUCUGGCGCGAGUUAAUCCGGAACGCCAAAGAUCGAGAGAAGUGUCGGGUAAUCGCUUUCCACAUGCUGGACGAGGAGCUGAAUGCUGUCCGACACACCGGACACAGCGCUAAUAACUCCAUCUUCACCUACGUCUUCGAAUGCUUCUCUUAAGCGUUUGUUUCUACCUAUAAUUAAUAAAUACAGUCCCGCGGCCCAGUACUAUAAAUCGUCCUUGGCUUUUUGUUUCUAGAAGAGACUAAGAACAAGCCAAGGAAGUAGAUGUGCUGAGGAAUGUAAUUGCGUAACCUGCUCUAACUCUCGCCUUUUCUAGAGUUAGGAUGGAAGCGGGCUGGCAAGUUGCUGUUGACCUUGGUGGGGACCUUGCUGGAGACUGGACGGGUGACGAGCGACACACUGACACGCGAGAAUAGUAGCGGAGUCUCAUUUUUUUCGGUAGUAGAAAAUUGCUGGCAGAUGGAACAAGGUGGAAGUUCUUCAUCUAGUUGUACGUCUACUCGCUGUACUUCCAGUUGUAAAAGUGCAUCUACUGGUGGAGAAAUGAACAGCACUGCUGGCGCUGUAGAAAUAGAAGAGCCUGUGGGCUCCGAGAACAAAGAGACUACGAUGACCAUUGAACCCGAUGAAGAGAGUAGAGAAGAAGUGGAAGUUGAGGAGGAGUCUGUUUCUACGUGCAUAGGAACUACUACUUUGAUCACCUCUACCCGUACAACAAGAAGUUGUACUUUCUCAUCUCCGACUUCAUCCAGAGAAGAAGAUGAGAUCUCCUUGCCGUCCUCUCUUUCUUCCUCUCGCUCUACCGAGGAACAGUAUAUAGUACCUCCUGUCGAUGAGGACGCUACAGUUGAUGAGGAAGCCACUCUAGUGAAGCGAGGCAGAUGGCACAAACGCACCUCUACACGAUUGCGGUCUAGCUCGUGCGUCACAAGCUGGACUCUUUUGGUGGAAGCACUGGCAGGGAGCAGCUGCUCGAGUCAAUGCUGACGUGGGUCUCCGGAAAUGCAGUCUUGCUGGUGCAGGGCGCAUUGUUAUACUUAAGAAGAUAUGAGUGAAGAUAUGAGUAAGUACUUACUUACUUGAUACAAGGACGACUUGUUCUCGACACUUAUUUCAAACUUGUUAACAGUUAUACUUGAUAAGAUUCGAUACCAUUACCUGUAGAAAUGACCUUUGAAAAUAUAUAUGAUCCCAUACCUUCAAUUAAUAUUGCCGUAUCUAUAAAUAUGAAUAUCGCAGUCGUAGAACAAAAAAUGUAUAAGAAAGAUCUAGUAUCUGUAUCUAUGUAAAUGUAACCUCGUGUAUAUCAUACGCCUGGUUCUGGUUCAAGCGUCUGAACCAAAUCAUGCACAGCAUAAAAGUUUUUGAAUCAGUGAUAGUACGAGGCUGAAUAUUUUUGAUUUUUGGAGAAUUGCUUGAAGUUGCUGAUACUAAAGCGUGACUGAACUACGCAGGAGAUGCAAGCAGAUUUUACACUUAAGUUACUUAGUGUUAGUACGCUUUGAUGUGUUAGUCGGGUGAAAAAAUACUUGGUGGAAUAGCAUAAUUCCCACCUGAAAUCGAAUGUCGUUGAAUAACUGUUAAUGCAGUAGGUUCGACGAACGCUAAUGCUUUAAAAACAUCUUCGCAGAACUGCCUGUUCUUGAUCUAUUCUUAAUCGUAUUAGAGCUAGCCAAAAAAUAGGAUGAAAAAAUCGUUCGAAUAUAUUUAUGCGUGUGGGCGGUUCUUGAUCUAUUCUUUAUCAAAUAAUUCGAAUGUUGUUCAAAAACGACAUCAAGCCCCAUUAUGAUUCAUCAGUCACCCGAGCCAUCACCCGCUAGACAUGGUGGAAUUGUUUAAUGAAUAUAAGAAAGCAGAAGUUGACUAGUAUAACCUCCCUCAAAAGUUUGUUAUUGUUUGCUUUUUAACAGGACCGAGGACGUGGUGACGAACAUCAAUGUUCGCAGUGCUAUUAACAUGAAGUACUAGUACUAGAUCAAGCAUAUUAUACAAUUACAACAUCAUCACAGUAGCUGAGCGGAGUACACGCGUUGAGUGGUCGUUCUUUCCUCAGAUAAAGAUGUCGAUGUCGAUGCCCUGUAAUAUUUCGCCCAAAUAGACCGACCACAUCGUGUCUGCUGCAGUAUCCUCCGAAGAUGUCGAUCGAAUGUAAGUAAUAAUUGUGACCCUUCUUGUCAAUAUUCAUCAUUCACCUAGUAGUCUAGUAUCAUCUUCACCAACAGUAACCUAGCACCAAUAAAAACUACUAGCAGUACCCACAGACAAGGUCCCGAACCACCGAAUUGCACCAUUCAUGUGUAUAAUGCAUGCAAUUAUACUAGUAUGUGGAUGGUGCUGGUGGAGCACAAAAAACCGCUAUCAAAAACUUUACUGUUUUGACCAGUAAGUCUAUAAGUUGUCCAACGUUUGAUGUUUUGUGAUUUGUAGUUUUAGUUUACAGGAGUUCUUGUCAUGAAGAUUCAAUACUGGAAUGGUGCUGAAAACGACAAAGUUUUAUUGCCUGGAGGAAGCGUGCGUAUCUGUGAUAAGUCUGACCAUUUUAGAAUCUGAACCAAAAUGUAUGCGGAAUGGGCGGU